This is a messenger RNA of Quercus lobata, 924 nucleotides long. RefSeq lists its product as uncharacterized. The transcript is spliced from 4 exons. Bases 1 to 924 code for a protein of 307 amino acids. Lineage: Eukaryota; Viridiplantae; Streptophyta; Magnoliopsida; Fagales; Fagaceae. The record is from RefSeq and is a predicted model, not a curated record.
AUGAAUAAUGCAAGAGAAAAUACUAGUGUGGAAGUCAAUGAUUGGCUUGAACCACCUGUUGAGGAUGACAUAGGAAGUUUGGUAGGGUUUAAUGAUGAUGAGCUAGUAGUUGUUGCUUCAACAAAGCCAACGUUUAAUAUUCAGACUGAUAUGAGAAAACCAAAGCUGAGGAAGGGAAUGAAGUUUCUUAACUCUAAGGCUAAGGUGUUUAUGGAGGUUUUGAGAGAAUAUGUUAUAAAGAAACUUGUGGAUAUCUGGUUCAAAUUGAAUAAGAAGAACAAGAUAUUUGUCUAUUACAAGAAUGAGCAUGGAUGGAGGAGUUAUGCAUCUACAGUCAGUGGGGAGUUGACCUUCCAGAUAAAGACAGUUCAUCCUGAGUGCACCUACCCUAGAACCUUCCAACAUAGCCAAGUGACAUCAGCUUAUGUUGCUAAGAAGUCUAAGAGAAAAGCCAUUGAUUUGAUUACUAAGGAUGAGUGGCUACAAUUUGGGAAGCUGAGAGACUAUGCAGAGAUGAUAAGGUUGAAUGAUGCGGGAAGUAGGGUUAUUUUACAAACUAAAAUGGAGGAUGAAAAUUCCCAACUAAAAUUUUGGAGGAUGUAUAUAAGGUAUAAUGCACAGAAGGUUGGAUUCUUAGGAGGUUGUAGACCAAUCAUAGGAUUGGAUUGUUGCCACCUAAAAGGAAGAUUUGGUGGGCAAAUUUUGUCUGUCACAGCUAAGGAUGAAAAUGAUAAUAUUUUUCCAGUUGCACUUGUUGUUGUUGAACAAGAGAACAAGGACUCUCGAGUUUGGUUCCUUCAACAGUUUUUAGAUGACAAUGGGAUUCCAAAGCAACUAAAUUUGGUAUUUAUCAGUGAUAGGCAGAAGGGAUUUAUUCUUGCAAUUGAGAUAUUGUUCCAACUGUGGAGCAUAGGUACUGUGUGA